This is a messenger RNA of Zalophus californianus (California sea lion), 673 nucleotides long. It is a transcript of the gene RAET1E, whose product is annotated as retinoic acid early transcript 1E. Bases 179 to 673 code for a protein of 164 amino acids. The transcript is spliced from 4 exons. Gene Ontology annotation, biological process: immune response; antigen processing and presentation of endogenous peptide antigen via MHC class Ib; antigen processing and presentation of endogenous peptide antigen via MHC class I via ER pathway, TAP-independent. Gene Ontology annotation, cellular component: external side of plasma membrane. Lineage: Eukaryota; Metazoa; Chordata; Mammalia; Carnivora; Otariidae. The record is from RefSeq and is a predicted model, not a curated record.
GCAGCCUCCACCGCGGCCGCGGCUUUGGCCCUGGUGGCCCGACUUGCGUCCUGGUGGCUCGGCUUGCGUCCUGGUGGCCCUGGUGGUGGUCCUUGCGCCAUAGCCUCCUGGGGGAGUGGGAGUGAGCAGGGGAACCAGUGGGCAGGAAAUUCCAUCAUCCUGGAAGCCACCAACCCUGAUGAUGGAGUUUGGGAAUCACUUCAACAUCAGCGGGCACACAGCCCUCCUCUUUGACGCGAUGAACAUGACCUGGACAGUCAUGAAUCCUGGAGCCAGAGGCCUCGAGGAAGAGUGGGAGAACAAGGGACUGGCAGACUAUUUCAGGAGGAUCUCCGUGGGAGACUGCGGUCACUGGCUCAGGGAAUUCUUAGAACACUGGGAGAGGGUGCUGGAGCCCCCAGCACCAUCAAUAAAUGUCCCAGAUGCCGACCAGCCUUCAUCCAUCCUGAAAAUUUUAUGGAUCAUCACAGCAGUCUUCCGCUUAAUCCUAAUUUGCAUCUGCCUCUACAUCUGCAUCUGUAACAAAUCAGCAUUGCCCGCCUUGUGCUACCCAAGUACAUCUGGGGAAUCGAAUGUGUCAGGCGACGUUGGAGGUGAAGGAAUGGACUGUCUGAAUUGGUUCCCCAGUUCAAGUCCCUUUUCUAAAGCAGACCCUCAGGUCACCAAGAUUUGA